Molecule: messenger RNA, 927 nt
Organism: Stylonychia lemnae
Lineage: Eukaryota; Ciliophora; Spirotrichea; Sporadotrichida; Oxytrichidae
Source: the annotation of a GenBank genome assembly
AUGAGCAUCAACUGGCACUAUUUCAAAGUCAUGAAUCGCAGACCGGUGGUCACUAUCCCCCGUGCUGCUGCUGGUGGGAUCACUGAUUUGUAUGAUUUCACUAACUUCAAGGCUGAUAACCGUAAGUACGGAUAGAACGGCAGAGCCUGGAGAGCUGAAGAACUGAGACUUAAAUCUCAUGAUGAUUUGCACAAGCUUUGGUAUGUCUGCUUGAAGGAAAAGAACAAGCUUAAGGGUGAUUUCGUCGCGUCUCUAUAGCUUGGACAGGUGUUUUAUGGUCAUCAAGAUUUGGUUAAGGUUAGACUUACUAUGGCAAGACUUUUAACUGUUGUUAACGAGAGAAAGAAGCUAAGAAACGAAUAUAGAAAGCACCUUGAAGAUCAAUAUAUCUCGUAAAAGAAGUAAGAAGAGCUUGAAACAUAAAAAGUUGAGUUGCAAAGGCUUAAAGACUUAGGUAUUAAGGUACCUCCCACUCCUGAUGAGCUUAAAUAAAUUAUUUUGGAAAGAGCAGCAAAGAGAAAAGAGAGUUAUGAGAAGGUCUUAAAUGAAAUCAAAGAAAAAUCACAAAGCGAAGGAGUCGCUAUUGCCCCAAUGAUUGAUGACAGUGAUUUGUAAUUGGUAGCCCAAACUUAAUCCGAUUUAUCUUAAGGCGAUAUCCUUAGGAUGUACGUGAAAAAUUCUGGUUAGCUUGACUUGAAACAGAGACGUAAGGUUGUUGCAGCUUUAUAAGCUUAAAGAGCAAUGCAUGCUAAAGAGAUAUUCUUGAAAGAAUUAUCUGCUUUAGGUAGGAAAAUGUCAAAGCAAGACUUUGCCAAAGAUGAAAGUUCAAGAAUUAAAAACAAGAAAGAUCCAUUAAAGCUUAAGUUAGAGUCUCUAACACUUCAAGACGUUCAAACAAAUAAUAAAAGCUAAAAAUCAGCUUAAUGA